This is a messenger RNA of Carassius gibelio (silver crucian carp), 1972 nucleotides long. It is a transcript of the gene vrk2, whose product is annotated as VRK serine/threonine kinase 2. NCBI's taxonomy places the organism in Eukaryota, Metazoa, Chordata, Actinopteri, Cypriniformes, Cyprinidae. Gene Ontology annotation, molecular function: ATP binding; protein serine/threonine kinase activity. The transcript has 13 exons. The record is from RefSeq and is a predicted model, not a curated record. Gene Ontology annotation, cellular component: nucleus; cytoplasm. Bases 246 to 1916 code for a protein of 556 amino acids. Gene Ontology annotation, biological process: signal transduction; peptidyl-serine phosphorylation.
UUUCAGGAAGUAGCAGCACUAGCAGGCUGUUACAGCGAAACCAUCCGGAUUCAGGAACUGUGUAGAAGACACUGAUUAUGAUUAGCCUAGUCGAAAUGCUGUUUAUGUUUAAUGUUAUGCUUCUUAUAGAGUGUUGACAUGGUUUUAUAAGACAGCGUUUUUUUGCUAAAUAAGUGCUGUUAGCCAGGAAACACAUUUUCGUUGUCAGUUAUUAGUGUCACUUUGUUACAUGACAUCUUAAAAUCAUGGCACCAAAGAAAUACACAUUACCCCGUCCACUUCCAGAAGGAUGCAUUUUAACAGAUUCCGAAAAGAAGAGUUGGCGCAUCGGUAAAAUCAUUGGAAAAGGUGGUUUUGGACUGAUUUACUUGGCCUCUCGGGAUGUGAAUGUCCCUGUUCGUGAUGACACUGAUUUUGUGAUCAAAGUGGAAUAUCAUGAAAAUGGACCUUUAUUCUCAGAAUUGAAAUUUUACCAAAGAGCAGCAAAAGCAGAUACUAUGAACAAAUGGAAGAAGUCCAAACAGCUGGAGUUUUUGGGGAUUCCAACUUACUGGGGGUCUGGACUGACUGAAAGUAACGGAACAAGGUACAGGUUUAUGGUUAUGGACCGGCUGGGUACAGACCUGCACAAGGUGUUUAUGGAGAAUGGUGGACCUUUGAAGAAGCCCACUGUGCUACAGUUGGGUGUUCUCAUGCUGGAUGUGCUGGAAUAUAUUCAUGACAAUGAGUACGUCCAUGCUGACAUUAAGGCUGCCAAUCUGUUAUUGGGACAGAAAGAUCCAAGCAAGGUGUACUUGGCUGACUAUGGACUCUCAUACAGAUACUGUCCUAAUGGUGAGCAUAAAGAGUACAAAGAGAAUCCCAAGAAAGGACACAAUGGCACUAUUGAGUACACAAGCAUUGACGCUCACAAAGGAGUAGCCCCAUCCAGACGAGGAGACUUGGAGGUGUUGGGCUACUGCUUGCUUCACUGGCAGUGUGGAACUCUGCCCUGGCUCUCAUCUCUUAGGAACCCAGCUGAGGUCCAGGAGGCCAAGGCCAAGCUGAUGUCUAACCUGCCAGAUUCUGUCCUGAUCAUGUCCACUUCCGGCUCCAGCACGGAGAUUGCCAGGUACCUGUCCAUUGUGAAAAACCUUGGCUACAAUGAAAAGCCAGACUACCAGGCCCUCAGGAAGAUUCUGUCAGUGGCCGGGCCGCAAGGCCCAUUGGACCUCUCUAGGCCGAGACCGUCGGAGACAGCCAGACCAGCCACACAAAGGGCUGCAAGCCAGCCCAAGACUACUGAGAAAAAAACUGCAAGAUCAAAGCCUGCUGAUGAAGCGAAAGAUGAUGAGGAAGAGGUGGGCAGGUCAACACCAAACAAAGUUUCGAGCAAGACAAAACGAGAGACACACAAACAGAGACCGAACAAAGCAGACAUGGCUACUAAAGGAAGCGCAAGACAAAGGCCUAUGCUUUAUGAAAGUGACGAGGAUAUCAGUGAUGAAGAUGAGCCCCUCCCACCACGAGUUCAUCCCAGAACUAGAGCAGGAGCCAGGCAGAGACAGGAACUUGAACAAGAAAAGAGGAACACAGAUGUUUAUGAGGGCAAGACCUGGAUGACCAUAAGGGGAAGACGAAAGCAUCACUACGAGAACCAUCAAACACAUACUCUGAGACUAAAUGAUGACCAUACAGGACACAGCUGGAAUCAGAACCAGUGGGAAGAAACUGAUGAAGGAAACCACUGUGGAAGUGAUGUUUGUGGGCAGGGAGGUGAAUGGACUUGGUACCAUUACAGAGAAGGAGAUGGUUUUGGGAAAUCAGAAAAUCAGGGUCAAUGGCCAAUCAAAAGAAUGUUGAUCUUCCUUGUUGUCAUGAUACUGACUGUUAUUGGUUGUUUGUAUUACGGUCACUGGAGCCGUAACACUACAUGACUUGUUAAGUAUUUCCUGUGAUCAUUUUCACAGUGAUGGGCUGAAAAAAAAGGAAA